CCCAACCCCUGUCUCUGACCCGCAGAUACUCUGAGCGAAGCCUUACAAAGUGCAUUGGCAUAACUAUAGAGACCCGGCCGGAUUACUGCCUGAAACGGCACUUGAGCGAUAUGUUGUCAUACGGCUGCACAAGGCUGGAGAUUGGCGUGCAGAGUGUCUAUGAGGAUGUGGCCAGAGACACCAACAGGGGCCAUACGGUGAAGGCUGUGUGCGAAUCAUUCCACCUAGCCAAAGACGCCGGGUUCAAAGUGGUGGCACACAUGAUGCCAGACCUGCCCAACAUGGGACUCGAGAGAGACAUCGACCAGUUUGUGGAGUUUUUUGAGAAUCCUGCCUUUCGCCCCGAUGGCAUGAAGCUCUACCCAACCCUCGUGAUCCGUGGCACCGGCUUGUACGAGCUCUGGAAGACGGGGAGGUACAAGAGCUACCCUCCAAGCACCCUCGUGGAUUUGGUGGCGAGGAUACUGGCUCUCGUGCCCCCGUGGACGCGAGUAUACCGUGUGCAGAGAGAUAUUCCGAUGCCCCUCGUCAGUUCUGGAGUAGAGCACGGUAACUUGAGGGAACUCGCUCUGGCCAGGAUGAAAGACCUGGGGACGGAGUGUCGCGAUGUGAGGACAAGAGAGGUCGGAAUUCAAGAGAUUCAUCACAAAGUGAGACCUUAUCAGGUUGAACUGAUCCGGAGAGACUACGUGGCCAAUGGCGGCUGGGAGACCUUCCUAUCCUAUGAGGACCCUGAGCAGGACAUCCUGAUCGGCCUGCUGCGCUUGCGGAAGUGCUCAGAGGAGACGUUCCGGGCGGAGCUGAAGGGGGGCGUCUCCAUCGUCCGAGAGCUCCACGUCUACGGGAGCGUGGUCCCCGUCAGCAGCCGCGACCCCUUGAAAUUCCAGCAUCAGGGAUUUGGGAUGCUACUGAUGGAGGAGGCGGAAAGAAUCGCGAAGGAAGAGCACGGGUCGUGGAAGAUCGCCGUCAUUUCAGGUGUGGGCACCAGGGACUACUACAGGAAGAUCGGCUACGAACUGGAUGGGCCCUACAUGGUGAAAAGGCUGGACUGAGAGAGACGGGCAGAGCUGGGAGCAUUCAAGGCCACGUCUUUGAACCUCGGUCCUCUUGAGGCCUCCAGGCAGAAGGGGAAUGGCAACCUCCUGCUGCAAAAGGCUAGUCUCUGGGAGUACAGCCGCCUGCAAUUUGAAACCUGCCUUUUUGCACUCAGCGGUGUCCCAUUUUACACCAGGGAUGGUUUCCUCCCCCUAUUUCUAAUGAACAAUCACCCUUUUUAAAACGAUUCUAUGCUUUGUAUUGGUUUUCAUACAUGAACACCUGCUUUUAUUAGCAGGGGCCUUCAAGAGGACUAGGACCUUGAGGUGGAGAUCUUUUAUCAACUUGCCUUGGGCUGAGGAGUGCGUACAUUCGCCUUUUUUCCCCCCUCUGCCAGGGAGGACUUAAGAGGAUAAUUUUGCCUGCGUCCACCUUGCUCUCUUGAAGCUAUUUGCAUCUGAUUGGCUUUCAACCCUGCCUCUUGUCCAGAACUCCAGGUUGCAAAACUCAUCUGCCCUCUCUGCAUUGUGGGAGCUUAAGACCACUCUGGGUUGUUGUUUUUCGAGGAUUUUGCCUGCUUUUAGCAGUUUGGCUUCUUUUGCUUCAACCCGCUCGGCAGUGGCGCAUCUUUGCCUCAUUCUUCCGCAAGGAGAGAAAGAGGCAGCAGUUGUAACAUGUGCUGCUUUCGGAAUCCCACGAUGCAGAAAGUAUGCAAACAGUGCCAAUGUCCGCCGUGGUGUCAAUAUCUGCAGCCUCUUCCAUCGGAGGAGAGUCGGCAUUAUUUUACAAAUGCCCCCCCCCCUCCUCAGGGGGCAGGGACACCAAAGAGGAGGGGAUCCUGGAUCCAAAUGCAAUAGCCUCUCCUGGAUGAUGUAAGCUAUAUAUUUUUUCAUGUUUGCAAAAGAGCAGGACUGCUUCGUCCUCGUGCACUUAGAGCAGAGGCAGGCCCCCCCCCCGAUUUUGUGGGGCUCAAACUCCCAUCGAUUACGGCUAGUGGGAGUUAUAGUGCAGCAGGUCUCUCCCCCCGCGCCCUUGGGUCGACGUUAAGGUUCUCUGUGGUUUGCAUUCAUAGACGCCACCAAAGAUGGAGAUCGGAGAGCCAGCUUGUGAAAGAUCUGGAACCUCUGCAACGCUCCUGCUAAUAAAUACCUAGGUGGUGGUUU
Molecule: messenger RNA, 2198 nt
Organism: Podarcis muralis (Common wall lizard)
Lineage: Eukaryota; Metazoa; Chordata; Lepidosauria; Squamata; Lacertidae
Source: RefSeq, a predicted model, not a curated record